Molecule: messenger RNA, 1873 nt
Organism: Cuscuta epithymum
Lineage: Eukaryota; Viridiplantae; Streptophyta; Magnoliopsida; Solanales; Convolvulaceae
Source: the annotation of a GenBank genome assembly
ACAGUAGCUUCUUUGAGUUCCGACGUACCAUGAGUAUGGACGCAGCGCCACUACAAUUGAUGAGUUCCAGUUCCGGUUUACCAAUGGCGGAAAUGAGUCACACCGCCCGUGUCCGCCCGCUCUGCUGGAAAACCGCACGGCGGCUUCUCAGUGCCGCUGUUCCUUUGGUUGUGUCAUGGCCCGUAAGGGUAAAAGCCGCAGCUGCUGCUUCGCUGGGGCCUUCCGUGCCGCCGGUGAGAAUAGUGGCUCUUGUCGGAGACGGCAGCGUCAGCCCCCUCAACUCCGCCCCUUGGCAUGACGUCAUGCUCCACACCGCCAAAAAAUUGAAGUGGGUUGAUGAGCAGUAUGAAAUGCGCGUAUUUAGUGACAACUUUUAUGAGUCUAAUAAUGAAACUGUUGCCAAACGUGUUACAGAAGAAGUGCGCCGAUCGAAUGUUUUGAUAGUCGUUGCUGUUACAAGUAAAGAGUCAGUCAAAUGGAUUCAAGCACAUCGCCAUUUUGUCCCAAAUAUCAUAUGUUUGGAGUCAUCUGUUGCACUAACAAACAAACUGGGAGGGAUGGUAAUUGAAACUGAGAUUAAGGGUAAUAAUAUAUUUACAAAAUUAGUACCAACUUCUCAAUGGAAGAAACUACAUGAAUCGAGGGAAGUGGCCCAAACUGUGUCUUUAGCUUGGGAGAGGCACAAUUGUGAUGAUAUACGGUUUUGUUUGCUGGUCAUAAUCAAUGCUUAUAUAACUCCAGUUCCAACACUAAAGAACCUAAGAGCAAAAGGCUUUUCAACCUUUAAGUGUAUGCUGAAAAACUGUGGGGUACAAAUACUGAAUUGCCUUUCUGAUCCUAUAUGUAGAAAAGCCCUUCAGUGCUUAAGCCAGUGCAGCCCAGGGGACCAGGUAUGCAACUACACAUGCAUAGCAUCCUACGAGAGUCCACUCCUGGAAGAGUUCUCUCUUUGUGUACUCCAGAAGAACAACUGCUUAGGAUUGGACGUCGAAAUCCCAGAAAAACCACAUGUGGCCCCGAUUUCGGGGUUUCGCGGGCAAAGAUUGUGUCACGAGACCGCAGAGGAUCUUCUCGUGGGCUGGUUGGGGAAACUCGAUUGGAGUUGGCGCGUUGUGGCUGGGCAAAACCGAGCCUAUGAUCAAUUCCCAUGCCAGUACCAGUUAUUCUAUAGAGGAAAACAAAAGGGGACGUUUUGGUGUGAAGCAGUCUUUCAGGUGAGGACACUAGAUGGGAGCGCUACAUCAUGGAGAAGGCGAAAGUACAAUGUGAGGAGGGGGGAAGUCCCGGGGAUAUUUCACUUCAGCAUCAUGGAUAAUGGAGUGGUUACGGACGAGAUGUGGACGAUUGUGGAUGUUUGUGAGGAUCUUAGCUGGGGAUUGAUUCAUUACCGUGGGGCGGCUCGAGUGGCAGGGCAGACAUACUCCGGGGCAGUGCUAGUCAGUCCAGAUGGUGUGUAUCCUGAUGAGAAACAACACCGCGAGAGAUUGAUAGCUGCAUUGGAUAGGUGUUGUAUCAAAGAGUGGGAGCUCUUCAUGGUUGAUAAUAAUUGUUCAUGUCAAGAUCCACCUCUCUGUCUUCCUGAGGGGUGUAGUCUACAUUAUAAUGUUGAUGUAGAUCAUAGCAGGAAACAAAUGUCUCUACUUUAGUUGGUCUCCAGGCAUCGAUAGAUCUCAAGUGCCAACAACCUUGGGGUCGAUAACUCAUGAAAAAGUGUCAUUGCCAGUUCCAGUUAUCUAUUACUCUAGUGUAUAACAAUAAAAUGUUUUGUCAAUAGUAUUCUCGCCUAAACAUUUACAUAUUCUAUUAGUGCACAACAACACAAAAGAACAGUGCGUUUAAAUUUAAUACAUGAAAUGAUUCAUCUUGAGCAAAA